Messenger RNA from Clupea harengus (Atlantic herring), 3140 nucleotides. RefSeq names its product arachidonate 12-lipoxygenase (gene alox12). Gene Ontology annotation, biological process: lipid oxidation. Lineage: Eukaryota; Metazoa; Chordata; Actinopteri; Clupeiformes; Clupeidae. The record is from RefSeq and is a predicted model, not a curated record. Gene Ontology annotation, molecular function: oxidoreductase activity, acting on single donors with incorporation of molecular oxygen, incorporation of two atoms of oxygen; iron ion binding; protein binding.
ACAGAGAGAGAGAGAGAGAGAGAGAGGCAGCACUCGGAGCAUGUUGGCUGAGAGCAGAGGACCCGGGAGAGCGAGAGGGGAAAAGGAAAUAAGGCUUUAACAAAGUAAGCCCGACAGAUUCCUGAGACAGUGUUUUUGCACACCUUUUGCUAAGCGUGAGAGAAACUGGAAGAAGAAAAACAGACCCAGAAGAUGGAUUACAAAGUGACCAUGGCAACGGGUACCUCAGAGUAUUCAGGGACCAACAACUACAUUUACGUCACUUUGGUGGGAGAAAGAGGAGAGAGUGAGAAGACUGUUCUCGAUAACCCCGGAUUGGACUUCUGCCGCGCAGCGGUGGAUCAGUACACAGUCAGGACAGCAGCUUCACUUGGGCAACUGCUACUGGUGCGUCUAGAGAAGCAACGUUACUUCGUAGAAGAUAACUGGUUCUGUCGUUAUGUGACAGUAGAGCCCCCAGAAGGUGGAGAGGUGCUGUCCUUUCCCUGCUACCGCUGGCUCGUGGGAGAUGUGAAAGUGGAGCUUCGUGAAGGCAGAGCUAAGAGGCCAGGAGAGGACUCUUUGCCUCAUCUGUUAGCUCACAGAGAGGCAGAACUCCAGGACAGACAGAGGACAUACAGAUGGCAUAUGUGGGCCUCUGGGAUUCCCAAAUGCAUCGAUGCCAAAUCAGAGGCGGAUCUUCCACCGGAUGUGCGAUUUGACAAUGAGAAGCGCAGUGACUUUGAGGGAUCACUGCAUUAUGCGCUUCUUGAGCUGUCACUGAAGAAGCUGGCUAUUAAGUUUGGGAAGUCUUGGAGUGACCUUGAUGACUUCAAGCGCAUAUUUUGGAAGCUGAGGAGUCCCAUAGCUGAGUACACCAUGGAACACUGGAGAGAGGACUGGUUUUUUGGGUACCAGUUCUUAAAUGGAAGCAAUCCACGAAUGAUAAAGCAGAUCCAGGAGCUACCCCCUAACUUCCAUGUCUCUGGACACAUGGUGCAGGCCUUCCUGAAGCCGCAUACCACGCUGGAGAAAGAGCUGAAGGCAGGUAAUGUGUAUCUGGUGGAUUAUGCUAUAAUGGAUGGCAUCCCGAGAAACAUCAUCAGGAACCAGCAACAGCACAUAGCUGCACCUCUCUGUCUGCUGUACGAACACCCUGAGCACAACCUCAUCCCUAUUGCCAUCCAGCUAGAGCAGAAGCCUCGGAAGCACACUCCCAUCUUCUUGCCCAACGACCCACCCCUGGCCUGGCUGUUGGCUAAGAUCUGGGUCCGGCAUGCAGAGUUUCAGAUCUUCCAGGUGUUGUCCCACUUGUUGCGUACUCACUUGGUGGUGGAAGUAUUUUGCGUUGCCACGAUGAGGCAUCUUCCUGCAGUCCACCCCCUAUUCAAGCUGUUAACUCCCCAUUUGAGAUACACUCUGGAGAUAAACUGCCGAGGCCGCACCCAGCUCAUCUCAGCCGACGGGAUCUUCAAGCGGGUGGUGUCCACAGGGGGGGAAGGCCUGUUGGUUCUGGCCCAGCGAGAGUACAAAGUCCUCACCUACCGCUCCCUGCAGCCUCCCUGGGACUUUGAGGACCGCGGGGUGACCAAGCUGAGGAGAUACUUCUACAGGGACCACAGCCUGAUGCUCUGGGACACCAUUCAAAAUUAUGUCACAGGGAUGAUUGCUUUGUACUACCCAAAUGACAGCGAUGUGAUGGAGGAUGCAGAAGUGCAGGCCUGGAUCAAGGACGUGACUGAGGAGGGCUUCGCAGAUGUACCCCACUUUGGUUUGUCCUCUGAGCUGAGGAGUAAGAAAGAGUUGGUCACUUUGCUCUCAGUGAUCAUUUUCACCAGCACAGCCCAGCAUGCAGCUACCAACAAUGGCCAGUUUGACUGGUGUGCUUGGGUUCCUAACACUCCAUGCACCAUGCGGAGUCCCCCGCCAGAAGACAAGGAUUCUGUUACCAUGGGGUUGAUCAUGGACACCCUGCCAGACAUCAGCCAAUCCUGUGUGGAAAUGGCCAUCACAUGGCAUCUCGGUCGUGCACAGCCCGAUGCAAUUCCAUUGGGUCAGUACGUGGAAGAAUACUUCACAGAGCCCAGAGCCAAGGAACUCAUCCACACGUUCCAGAAGGACCUUAAGAUCAUUGAGGAAAAGAUCCUGGAGGACAACCAAGGAGUGGAGCUGCCAUAUCUCUACCUCUGCCCUACCCACAUAGAGAACAGCAUCACUAUUUAGAGGAGGCACAUAGCCAUCAGAUUAGACAGUCCCGUUCUCUCUUAAAUAUAAAUAUAAAAAAAGGGGCUAUGACAUAUAUACUCUUUUCCUAGUUGAUCUUUAACAUUGAGAAAUAUUAAAUAUCAUAUAGAUCUUUUGAGUUUUAGAAUAUAUUUCGAUUUUAGUAUAUACCCUUCACCACAACUACGAAAGAAUCAUUCUGGCACCCUGAGAGAUUAAGAGAAAAUGAAAUUGAAGUAUAUUCCUAUUUGUAGUUUACUUUUCAAAGUCAACACAAGUGACAAGGACUGGUCAGUGGUCACAAAUUACAUCUUGAUUCUCUUUAAAUGAAUUAACUUUCUGUUUUUCCUUCUCUCUACUUGUAUCCAUCUGUCAAACCACUAUUGUACACCGUUAUACUGAAGCUUUAAACAAAUGUAGGCUCAAAGGCUCAGGGCAUUCAUCGCUGCCUAUAACUAUAACCACACAUCAUUCAAGGUUUGUUUGGGCCCAGUAAAUGUAACUUGUAGUCUUUUAAUAUUUUAUUAUCUCUUAAUAUUUUUCACUUUUUUAUAUAUUUUAUAUAUUGUUUUUCUUAUGUGUAGUACUUAUUAUGUUUUUAUGUUUAUUGUCUGCACCAAUAUGGCAAAACAAAUUCCUGGUAGGUGUAAACUUACUUAAAAACAAUUCUGAUUCUGAUUCUGAUUUUUUGUUACUGACUGUCUCACUCAAUAUAAAAUCAUGCAAUCUAUAGUUUUCAAUCUCUGUAACAGUUUGACAGGCCUUGCAAGUUCUACCGUUUCCUUCAGGAGAUACUAAUAUAGAGUUAUUUUUUAUUUCUCAAUGUUCCUUCUGUGUAAUUAUAGUAUGUCUGUUUUUGAUCAGGGCAGGACUGAAAACUGACAUGUUUUUCACUUUUAUUUUAUUACACGACACGUAAUAAAUCAUUUUUGUCAAGG